UUAAAUUUUAACACCAAAUCUUAUCCGUCCAUUUCAAUUAAUCUGAUGGUCCUUGUUUAUUUGAUAAAUCAGUUCAUGUGAUCUUCUCGGUGCUCCUCAUUAGUACUCUACAACAGCGCUGAAGAACAUCCCAACAUUUAACUAAACUUUUCAAUCUCUCUAUCGUUUCAUUUAUCUGCAGUGAUUGGUUUUUUUUUUUAACAACUGCUGCGAUUGGUUUAUUUUUGUUUGAUCCAAAUGUUCAUCUUAAUCGGUGAUCAUAAUCCUAACACCUAAUGCUAAUGCACGUCUCUUUAUCGUUUAAACACAAUAAAACCCACAAUUCAAAAAAAAGAAAAAGAUAAAGCACCUGGAUGAAAUUCAUGAACCUAGAAACAAAAUCGUGAGUAGAGUAUUGCAUUUGCAUCGUAGUCAUGAAAUUCGUGAAUUAUCACAUAAUUUUCCAAUAUUUUGCCAUUGCAUCACUAAAAAAUUGGAAAGAGAAAGCACCUGAAUAAAUAACACAGAUUGAGAAAGGCCUAGAAUCAUAUAUAAGUGUGGAUUUUGUCAAACACAUGUUGAAACAGAGGGCACGAUGAAUGCGUAGCGCAAAAAAAAUAAAGUUAGGGAGUGGUUAGCAAGAGUCAGGAACAUGUGCGCAAAUUAAAUGAAUAAACAUAGCCCUUGGAUUAAUUGUAAUUGACGGAUUAGAUUUGGUGUUAAAAUUUAGUUUGACACCUGGUGUCAAUGGAUCCUAACUCAUUAUAUAUAUAACAACUAUGUUUUCCUUGAUCCUUAUCAAGACAGAACCAUAUUAAUUAUCAUCACAAACACCAAAAACAACAUUUUAGACUAUAUACAUGGCGGAUAGCGUUGUUUCGUUUCUUUUGGAACACUUAUCACAAUUGCUGCAACGCGAAGCUAAUUUGCUUUGUGGCGUGGAAGACAAAAUCAUAUCCCUCCGCAAUGAACUUGAAAUCAUAAAUGUCUACCUCAAAACUUCCCCUCAAGGGAAGAACAACAACAACAAACAGAUUGAACAGAAGGUUCUGAGUCAGAUCAGAGAUAUCUCCUACGUAGCCGAGGAUGUAAUUGACACAUUCAUUGCCAAUGUUUCCAUCUACAAGGACAGAAACGUACUAGGAAGAAUGAUUCACAGCAUUGAUCACGCAAAUUUACUCCACGACGUAGCAGAGAAGAUUGACAAGAUCAAAACAACACUCAAUGAGAUACAUGAAAACAAGAUCAAAUACAAUCAAGAAAGUACUGAUCAAUCAGCAUCAGCAACAGAAGAUGAGGAGAGGACCCGAUCACUUCACAAAUUAAGAAGAAAUGUGGAGGAGGAAGAUGUUGUAGGCUUUGUCCAUGAAUCUGAAGAAGUCAUCAAUAGACUCAUAGAGGGUGGUUCGCCUCGUCUCAACGUUGUUUCAAUCAUUGGUAUGGGUGGGCUGGGCAAAACAACUCUUGCCCGAAAGGUCUAUAACAGUGAAAAAGUGAAGAAACACUUCAAUAGCCGCACAUGGAUUUACGUUUCAAUUGAGUGUAGAGUCCGAGAACUUUUGAUGGGCAUUCAUAAAAAUUUAAUGUCAAACCAUGCUUAUGAAUGUAGAAGGAGCAGCAACAAAAAGAAGAGUAAGAAACACAAAGAAGCUGUGAAUAAUUCUGAUGAUAUCUCUAACUUAAGUGAUGAUGAGCUUAAGAAAAGAGUGUGGGAAUGCUUGAAGUGGGAAAAAUAUUUGCUAGUUCUUGAUGACUUGUGGAAAGUACAAGAUUGGGAUGAGGUAAAAGAUGUUUUUCCCGACGAAAACAGAGGAAGCAGAAUACUGAUAACUAGUCGUUUGAAAGAAGUUGCUUCGCAUACCAGUCGAGAUCCUCCUUAUUGCCUUCAAUUUCUGAAUGAAGAACAGAGUUGGGAGCUCUUCUCCAAAAAAGUUUUUAGAGGAGAAGAGUACCAUUGUGAUGUUGGAUCUCUAGGUAAGCAAAUCGUUAAAAGUUGUGGCGGGUUGCCACUCUCAAUUGUGGUGCUAGCAGGGCUUCUAGCAAACAAGGAAAAGUCACACAGAGAAUGGUCCAAAGUGUUAGGACAUGUCAAUUGGUAUCUUACCCGAGACGAGACCCAAGUUAAGGACGUAGUACUUAAACUCAGUUUCGACAACUUGCAUUCAAAAUUAAAACCAUGUUUUUUAUAUCUAGGGAUAUUCCCUGAAGAUUCUGAAAUAUGUGCAAGGCAAUUGUUGCACCUAUGGGUCGCUGAAGGAUUUAUACAAGAAACAGGAAGUAGGGAUCCAAAUGACGUUGCUGAAGACUACUUGUACGAGCUCAUUGAUCGUAGUUUGAUCCAAGUAGCACGAGUGAAGGAUAGUGGAGGCGUGAAAACAUGUCGCAUCCAUGAUCUUCUCAGAGAUCUUUGUAUAUUAGAGAGCAAAGAGGACAACCUCUUCCAAGUUUGCACAGAUAACAACAUUUUGAUCCCCACAAAACCUCGCAGAUUGUCUGUCCAUUCUAGCAUGUCUCACUAUGUUUCUUCAAGCCCCAAUGACCAUUCAUGUGUUCGUUCUUUGUUUUGCUCUGACCCGAACUGCUUCGUUUACAGCAAUGACUGGAAAUGGCUUUGCAAAGGCUUCAAAUUGGUUCGUGUGUUGGAUCUUUGGGGAAAGUAUUGUUGUAAGAUUCCUUCAAACUUGGGAAACUUUGUCCACUUGAGGUACUUGAGAAUAGGCUCACAAUAUAUUAGAAGUGUUCCUGAUUCUAUCUGCAACCUUCAAAAUCUACAAACAUUAGAUUUUGGAUCUACGACCAGGAGGACCACCACAAUUUCUUUCCCCUAUGGAAUAACAAAGCUCAAGCAUCUAAGACAUUUGUAUACUUUUGGGCCUAUUAUGCUACGUGGUCGUCGUUCGGACGAUGAAGUUAUGUGGAAUCUUCAAACCAUAUCUUCCAUUGUACUCAAUAAAGAUACCACAUAUCUCAUAGAUAAAGGAAGUUUCCCCAAACUAAGAAAAUUAAGAUUGCAUGUCUCCUCAAACUUCAAGGGAGAUGUGCCCAAAAUGUUGCUUAGUCUACAACAUUUGAGGCAUUUGAUUAAGCUAGAAAUCUACUUCGACUUGAAUGGUUGGCCACACUCACGACGAUUGAAGAUUAGUUAUAAGCCCGAGGAAGUAUUACAAAGUUUGAAGCACUUGAGACAUCUCAUGAUACUAAAAAUGAUCAAUACCACCAACAUUGUAACCUCUGUAUUCAUGUUUCCUCCCAACAUUACCAAGUUAACAUUGUCACGUAUUAGCUGCUUGAAUGAUGAUAAGAUGAAAGUUAUUGGAAGUCUCACUAAACUCCAAAUUUUGAUCUUAAAUGGAGACAAUUGCUAUAGGUCUUCAAAUUCAUUUUUUGAUCUUAAUUGUGUUGAAGGCGAGUUCCCACAGUUGCAAUAUUUUCAAAUGGUAAAUUUGCUCAUUCGAAAUUUGAAAUUAGCCGAUGGUUCGAUGACCCGCCUUCAAACCCUUGCUAUUAACCGCUGUGAUAAGUUGGAUAGCCUCCCAUGUGAACUAUGGUCUUUGACUACCUUAAAAAAAGUCUAUGUUCAGAAACCCUCCUAUGCAAUGGCAGCAAUGUUACAAAAUUUGGAAGUUAUUAAUGGAUGUCAGCUCAUAGUAGAAUAAUUAAAAUUGUAACUAGUGCUUCUUUGAUUCCAAUGUAACGUGGUUUUGUGUUUUAUUUACGGCCUUGGGUAGAGAUGAGAGGGGGAAUUGGCGGAACUACAGAAAGUGGGGAACAUGGUACCAUUCAAAUAUAAUAAAAUUCUUCUUUUAGGUUGAUUGAAUAUUUAUGAAUUUGAUCUAAAUAUAGACCAAAUACAUAAAUUAUUCAAUAAACCUAAAAAGAUAAUUAAAAUGUCCACUUUAUAAUACCAAUCGUUGGGGCAAUGGUAAUUGUUUGCGGUCUUGGCAUGAUGUUUGGUUCAGACAUGUUAGUUUAAAGGAAUUAUAUCCCCAUUUGUUUAGCAUAGCGCGACAUCCUAAUGUUGUAGUCACAAAAGUUGGUGAUUGGCCGGAACAUGUUUGGUCAUGGCGCUUACAGUGGACUGCGGUGCUUUCAAGUGUUGAUCAAGAAGCUGUUGUUGAGUUGUUGUGUUUAUUGACAGGUAGUUGUCCCUCUUCGGACAGUGCAGAUCGAAGGAGAUGGCUGUCGGAUCAAAUAAGUGUUU
Molecule: messenger RNA, 4180 nt
Organism: Trifolium pratense (red clover)
Lineage: Eukaryota; Viridiplantae; Streptophyta; Magnoliopsida; Fabales; Fabaceae
Product: putative disease resistance RPP13-like protein 3
Exons: 2
Coding region: 840-3635 (931 amino acids)
Biological process (GO): defense response to other organism
Molecular function (GO): ADP binding
Source: RefSeq, a predicted model, not a curated record